Paramecium tetraurelia is the source of this 972-nucleotide messenger RNA. RefSeq lists its product as uncharacterized. Lineage: Eukaryota; Ciliophora; Oligohymenophorea; Peniculida; Parameciidae. The transcript is spliced from 4 exons. The record is from RefSeq and is a predicted model, not a curated record. Gene Ontology annotation, cellular component: Golgi apparatus; endoplasmic reticulum. Gene Ontology annotation, molecular function: protein-cysteine S-palmitoyltransferase activity. Gene Ontology annotation, biological process: peptidyl-L-cysteine S-palmitoylation; protein targeting to membrane.
AUGAAAUAUUAUAGAGAAGGGCAAUUGCUUCGAUAUAUUGGUACGUGGAUUCCAUUGGGAAUUCUCGUACUAAUAGUGCUAUACUUUUAUGUAGUGUAUAUGGAGACUUAUUUGAUGCCACUCAUAAAAUCAGAGUAUGUUUCCAGACCAAUAGUGGAAAUCAAUACAUACUUGAUUCAAUUAGUACACAUCAAUGACUAUGUUUUCAGCAACAAAACCAUCGGAAUUACGAUAACAUUACAUAUCAUUCUAAUAUUAUUCACAAUCACCUUAAUCCGAGUUGUAAUGACAAUUCCUGGACAUGUGCCAGUUGAAUGGCUGAAUAAAAUAGAGAAUGAAAUUCGUCAGAUGAUUGAGAACGAAGAAAACAUGAUAAAUCACAAUAAGAAAGGAUCGCAGACAUCAACUUCCUUUUCAUCUGAGAUAGACGAUGAGUAGCGAUUACACUUGAAUGUGAAAGUCAAAAACGAGUUAAUUGAUAAAUAAGGUAGAAGACAUUGUAAAAAUUGCAGCACUUUUAAACCAAAACGUUGUCAUCAUUGCAGACAAUGCAAGACCUGCUGGUUGAAGAUGGAUCACCAUUGUUAAUGGUUGAAUAAUUGUAUUGGUUAUGGCAAUUACAAAUUGUUCAUUAAUUUACUUUGCUAUGCAUGGUCUUUAAUUAGUUUCAUCCUGAUCACCUACAGUCGUUGCUAUUAUGACACCAUGAACUCCUAUUCGAGUGAUGCCAAACUAUUCCUAGUAUCCUUUACAUUUCUAUAUUGCUGUUUCCUGUGGAUUCUACUAACAGCAUUCACCCUCUUCCAUCUGUGGGCAAUCAAAUCCAACAUCACAACCCUUGAGUAUUGCGAGAACAAGCCAAGAGAACCCCUUUAAAAGGGUGUUUGGAACAAUAUCUUCGAAGUCUUUGGCAAAAACCCCUUGGUAUGGUUCUUACCCAUUCAGCCAGAUACCAAACCAAUAUUGGAUUGA